AUGAAUGUCGUGGACGCAAGCUCCCUUCCCGCGCUCGAGUAUCUCACCCAAACAGGUGUCAACGCGGAGCUGAAGCAGAUGCUCACCAACCUGUUAGAAGCCCAGCCGGAUGACCCCAUCACAUUCAUCACAGAUCAUCUCAAGAACAGUCUGCAUCGCUUCGCGCCAGUGUAUCAAGCAUACACUCAGAUUAACCUUGGAAACUGGAACUCCCCCUCGUACAACGAGAGCGUCGCCCAGGCAUUUGAGUCGCUAAAUGCUGGAAACAAGGGCGACAUCCUGACGGGCAUAGAGAUGUCCGACUUUACCAAUUUUCUCAACUACUUUCUGAGAGGCUACGAGCGGAUCCAAGCAUCAUUUUACAAAAUUGUGUUGGGGUGGACCGAUCACCACGAGCUCGUCAGCUUCGAGGCCUUUCGCGACAUUACACUGCUCGCAGGGCUACUGGAAGAGUUCCUCAAGCAGAUCAAACUGCAAUACCAGAAACUGUCGCAGGAUAGCCCGCUCCUCUCAAUGAGCCUCAUUCAGAACUUUCUUGAAAACGUUGCACAGCCGCAUACGCCGGGACACGACGUAAACCAAUUCAUGGUUCGUUCAAAGUUCUAUUCGGCUUUUGCGUCUGAAUCUGGACCCAGCUUCAUGAAGCAUUCUGAGUUCCUCGACUGGGUUUCCAAGCAGCUCCUGCAGCUCAUUUAGAAGGCCAUAUGACCACCGUGCCAUCCGCCGCUGGCUGUGUUUUCG
Polychytrium aggregatum is the source of this 741-nucleotide messenger RNA. RefSeq lists its product as uncharacterized. Gene Ontology annotation, molecular function: microtubule binding. NCBI's taxonomy places the organism in Eukaryota, Fungi, Chytridiomycota, Chytridiomycetes, Polychytriales. Gene Ontology annotation, biological process: protein polyglutamylation. The coding region runs from base 1 to 696 and encodes 231 amino acids. The record is from RefSeq and is a predicted model, not a curated record. The transcript has 7 exons.